This is a messenger RNA of Spea bombifrons (plains spadefoot toad), 508 nucleotides long. RefSeq names its product NCBP2 antisense 2 (head to head) (gene NCBP2AS2). Lineage: Eukaryota; Metazoa; Chordata; Amphibia; Anura; Pelobatidae. The record is from RefSeq and is a predicted model, not a curated record. The transcript has a single exon. Bases 69 to 389 code for a protein of 106 amino acids.
CUGGACCUAGAAGACGUUGUGGAAAUAAGUCCUUUGCUAAGUUGCGUCCCGCUAGGUGACCCGUCAUAAUGGUGCUCAGGCGUCUCCUCUUUAACUUGCUAAACAACCCGCAGGUCAUCGAAAAGUUGUCCGAGUCUCGGCCUAUCCGUCGGGCCGCGCAACUUACUGCCUACGCGGUCAUGAAGGCCCAGCUUUCCGGUAAGGACGUGACCCAGCGGCUGCUGCGUUCAGAUACCGUGCGGCAGAUCCAGCAGGAAGUUGUUACGGGACCCGGGGCCCUGCGGGAGGUGGGCCGCAGAGUGCAGCGAGUCAAGGACUCCUUGCUCAAAGAAGUGAGGAGCGGCAUGCAAAAUGCCAAGCGCCAGAUUAAGAGAGGGGGCAGCCGGUAAACCCGCGGGAGGCGCCGGGCAUGUCCCCGCUCACAGCAUGAAGACUAUGAAAUGACCAGAAAAACCGAUCCGCCGGUAAAUGUAAUAAAUAUAUUUAAUAAACAACAAAGCUGCUAAAA